This is a messenger RNA of Vicia villosa (hairy vetch), 1889 nucleotides long. RefSeq names its product mitochondrial import inner membrane translocase subunit tim50-like. Bases 247 to 1662 code for a protein of 471 amino acids. The record is from RefSeq and is a predicted model, not a curated record. The transcript has 8 exons. NCBI's taxonomy places the organism in Eukaryota, Viridiplantae, Streptophyta, Magnoliopsida, Fabales, Fabaceae. Gene Ontology annotation, molecular function: phosphoprotein phosphatase activity.
AUUGACCCCUUUCGCUUCUCUGACUCACCUCUCUCAAUUGAAAUUUUAGAGAGAGAAACAAACACAAAUUCUAGAGAGAGAAAGUGAGAGAGAGAGAGCAUAGGGAGGGGUAAAGGAUUGAAGACUUUUGGAAGUUGAAUUGAAGCUGACAUCUUCAACGGAAAAAAAAAAGAGGUUAAUAAGGCAAAGGAAAAAGGGUCAACAGAUUGAAAUGAUGUUAGACUAUCCUUCAGAAGCCUAACAUUGAUGCCAGCAGUUAAAAUGGUGGCUAAAUCACCUAUCACUUGCAAAAGAAAUGGGAAGUAUCCUCGUGUUUCUCAUAAGUCAAAUAGAAUAUGCAAUAAAGUAUGCAAAAGAUCGUGUUUGAUGGUCGGAGUUACCAAUGAAGUGGAAAAUUUAGAUCUAUCAAGCCAGAUAUCUUGUAAUGGUGGUUUUUUUGUAAAUAAAGAUUCUUCAAAGGAGGGUGACAAUGAAGAACACCAAAUGCCUUCCAAUAUAGAUGCAUAUGAGGGGCAGAACGGUCUCUCAGUCAAUGGUUGUGCAGAGUCCGUAGUAGAAACGCAGGAUUCUUUUCCGGUUUCUGUUCCUGCAAUCUCAGAUUCAGAUGCGUUGUUAGCUUAUUUUAACAGGCCUGACGAUAACCUAUUUGAUGGAGUUAAUGGGGAGGAAAUCAAUACCCUACCUGGUCAAGUGGAUGCCAAUAACUUUUCCAAUUUCCAAACACCUGAUAUGCUGGAGUUGUAUAUGGAUGAAGCAUGUCUUGAUGGGUUUUCCUUCGACGGGGUGAAUCUAUUUGAUGAUAGUCUCUACUAUAAUAUCCUUAACGAUCUUGAAUUUUUUGAGACAAAUAUGAUAUAUGAUCUUCCCGCCCUUGAGGACACCAUAGGAGUGGCUAAUUUCCAAUAUGUAGAGUCUUCUGAAGAGGUUCAUAAGCAGAUUCCAGAUUCUUCAUGGUUCAAUUCCAUCUGCCAUCAGGCCAAGCCUGUUAUGGAAGAGCUUGAUGUCAGGUCCUGUCAGUUUGAAUCUGGAAGAAUAGAUUAUGCUGAUCAAGAGUUAUUGAUAAAAAACUUCUUGGAGGUAUCUGACGAGUCUAACUUGUUACCAGCUCUAGUAAGCAGGGAGACAAGUAGAACCAAGCGUGUUACCCUUGUUCUUGAUUUGGAUGAAACACUGAUCCACUCUACAAUGACACAAUAUGAUAGUGGUGCUGACUUCACAGUUCAAAUCUUACUUGAUAAGGAGUACACUGUUUAUGUGCGAAAAAGACCCUUCCUCCAUGAGUUUUUGGAGAGAGUAUCGAAGAUGUUUGAAAUCUUCAUUUUCACAGCAAGUAAAAAGAUUUAUGCCGAGAAGUUGCUAGAUGUUCUUGAUCCCGAAAAAAAGAUUUUUUCUCAUCGAGCAUACCGAGAUUCGUGCAUCUUUCAAGAUGGUACUUACACCAAAGAUUUGACUGUUCUUGGAAUUGACCUUGCAAAAGUAGCCAUAGUAGACAACUCUCCGCAGGUGUUCAGGUUGCAAGUUAACAAUGGAAUUCCUAUAGAGAGUUGGUUUGAUGAUCCAUCUGAUUUUGCGUUAAUGUCUCUACUUCCUUUUCUGGAGAAAUUGGUCGACGUGGACGAUGUCCGCCCCGUUAUAGCAGAGAAAUUUGGGAAUAAAUUUUAGCUCAUUGGCAUAUAUUCUGGAUCUCAUAGCCAUUCAUAGAAGCAGUAGAUUAUUCUAAUUUUAGGAUACUGCAUUAGUCAGAAAUAAGUCAGAAAUAACUCUGCCUAGUUGUUUUUGCAGAUUUUAGUUUGACUCUAGUGAGUUGUUAGAAAUUAGUUAUGAUUAUGUGAUAGCUCCAUAGCAUUUUUAUAAAUUGUACAGAAAUAAUACAAUAGUUUGGUUUCAAA